Ochotona princeps (American pika) is the source of this 1704-nucleotide messenger RNA. Its product is annotated as BTB/POZ domain-containing protein KCTD1. Lineage: Eukaryota; Metazoa; Chordata; Mammalia; Lagomorpha; Ochotonidae. Bases 203 to 976 code for a protein of 257 amino acids. The transcript has a single exon. The record is from RefSeq and is a predicted model, not a curated record. Gene Ontology annotation, molecular function: transcription corepressor activity; transcription factor binding. Gene Ontology annotation, cellular component: nucleus. Gene Ontology annotation, biological process: negative regulation of DNA-templated transcription; protein homooligomerization.
CUCGGGCUUCUCCCUGCAGCACCCGCGGCCGCCCCGAACCCCCGGCUCCGGGGGGCAAUGAGGGGGCGGCAGAGGGGGCGCCGCGCCUCGGGCAUUACUUAGAGAAGCCAGCGCGCCCCGCCCUCCCGCCGGCCCACCCUCGCUCCUGCCCGGGCCCGCGCGCCUCGCCGCGCCGCGCAGCCAGAGGGACAGUCGGCCCAAUAUGUCAAGACCUCUGCUCACUAGAUCCCCUGCAUCGCCACUGAACAGCCAAGGCAUCCCUACUCCAGCACAGCUCACAAAAUCCAAUGCGCCCGUGCACAUCGAUGUGGGCGGCCACAUGUACACCAGCAGCCUGGCCACCCUCACCAAAUACCCCGACUCCAGAAUUGGAAGGCUUUUCGAUGGCACAGAGCCGAUUGUCUUGGACAGUCUCAAACAGCACUACUUCAUCGACAGAGAUGGACAGAUGUUCAGAUAUAUCUUAAAUUUUCUACGAACGUCAAAACUCCUCAUUCCUGAUGACUUCAAGGACUACACUUUGCUCUACGAAGAGGCAAAGUAUUUUCAGCUUCAGCCCAUGUUGCUGGAGAUGGAAAGAUGGAAGCAGGACAGAGAAGGCGGCCGCUUUUCACGGCCCUGUGAGUGCCUGGUGGUGCGCGUGGCCCCUGACCUCGGAGAAAGGAUCACGCUCAGCGGGGACAAGUCCUUGAUUGAGGAGGUGUUUCCGGAGAUAGGCGACGUGAUGUGCAACUCCGUCAACGCGGGUUGGAACCACGACUCCACGCACGUCAUCAGGUUUCCACUCAAUGGCUACUGUCACCUCAACUCAGUCCAGGUCCUGGAACGGUUACAACAAAGAGGCUUUGAAAUCGUGGGCUCCUGCGGGGGAGGCGUGGACUCGUCCCAGUUCAGCGAAUACGUCCUCCGGAGAGAACUGAGGCGGACGCCCCGCGUACCCUCUGUCAUCCGGAUAAAGCAGGAGCCCCUGGACUAAUGCACAAAGAAGCAAAACACACAACAAAUAACACAAAAGGGACAUUUGUGUGCAGUUGCAACAGCAAACCAAGUCCUGGACCUGAAACUGAAUGAAAGACAUAUUUCUAUGCGAUAGAGACCACACCUGUAUUCAUAUGGGAACAAUUGGAAUAUCAAUAUCCUCAAGGUGUAAAAAAUAUAUAAAUAUAUAUAUAUGUCAAAAGGUAGGAAAUGCAAAAAAGGAAAAAAAAAAAAAAAGGUAAUAGCUCCAGUUGGUGCUGUAAUGGCGGGACGUGUGCUGGCCUUCCGGGGCCUCUGACCAAUCAACAAGCCAUGAGCGGGGAGGUCGCAGUCUCCUUACAGUUCCAUUGCCAACAGCCAUCCUCCAUAAUUUCUUUGUCCUUUGUCAUUUUUUUUUGUUAAAGACAUCUUGAAUCAAGUUUCUUUGCAUUCAGAGGUUUCAUGUCUGCCUUUAGACAGGGACCAGGCGGGACUUCAGAAAAACUCUCCUGAGCACAUUGCAUUGAAAAGACGUUGAGACAUGAAAUUUUAAAUGUAGUUUGUACAGAAGUCACACUUUGUUGUCCGCCUCACAGAUGUGAACUUGACUUUGUUUUUAAACGGAUCAGUUUUGCAAAGGGGCCAGAAUUAUUACUUGUUAGAGUUGCUGCAGUUUGAGUCUGCUGCUUUCCUACAAUUUUUCAAAUUUUAUAAUGUAUUAAAUACAAUAAACUGUUUAAAAAAUAA